Molecule: messenger RNA, 3753 nt
Organism: Penicillium coprophilum
Lineage: Eukaryota; Fungi; Ascomycota; Eurotiomycetes; Eurotiales; Aspergillaceae
Product: C2 domain protein
Exons: 4
Coding region: 1-3753 (1250 amino acids)
Molecular function (GO): lipid binding
Source: RefSeq, a predicted model, not a curated record
AUGGCUACAGGCCAGCAAUCUAAUGCUCCCCAGAGCCGUCGAGUCGGGGAGCAUUGGAGUGGUGCCAAUCCAAUUCCAACCAUUCAUCACUUUAUGGAACAUAUCGAUGCCGAGAAGAAGGAACGGGAUCGCAGGAUAGACGAAGAAAACAGAUUUAAGCAAGAGAAGGCUGCGCGUGAAAAAGCGCAACAGGCGUCUGGAAAACAACCAGAGCAAGCGGACCAAAAAGAUCAGAAAGAUGGGGAUGCUGUCGCUCAUAAGCCACGUGAAGUUUCCCAGGCCAAGAUGCGUACCGUGACAGACCCGACCACGGGCAAGGACAUCGGCGUUGAAGACCUAGAUGAAACAUCCAUGGAAGCUGUAACAAAUCCAAUGGUAUGUGUGAUGAUCUUGAACAAACUAUGGAUGAAAUCUGAUCCAUUCGCAGUUGACCGUUCCCAAUGCAAAUCUUGGAAAACAUACGGAAAAACAAGACAUCACCGCACCCCCGAUCCCAUCGCCGAAGGCACCACCUCCGAUGUUCCCAUUCGAGGAGAGAAGACGAAUGUUCUGUUCCACCCCACCCCAACUGUCUCAUACCAGCCUAUGUUUGAUUCGUUGCAAAAGCGUGCGACGAGUCUCUGCAUAGGAAUACCUGUUGCCAUAAUUGUACUAGGACGGAUGUUCGGAGGGUCUCUUUGGGGCCUUAUCCCCCUGGCUGCAUGCAUCACGAGCGGCGUAUGGCUAUGGAUGCAGGAGGUCAUUCGUAGUGGCCGAGCAAUGGAGUGGAGUAGUGAGCAUCUCCGUGGCCAGAUGUCUUGUCGGUGGAUAGAAACACUGACGGUUCAAAAGGCCACUGCCAAUCUGCUCCCUGAAUCCGUCGAGUGGAUGAACAGUUUCCUUGGCGUUAUAUGGGGACUGAUUAAUCCAGAGAUGUUGACGCCUGUGGCCGACACAAUUGAAGAUAUCAUGCAAGUCUCUGCGCCCAAGGUUGUAGAGAAUGUUCGCAUUGCAGAGAUUGACCAGGGUGACAACCCACUACGAAUUCUGAGCAUGCGGGCUCUACCCGACGAUCAUGUGCAGGAUUUGAAGGAAAACAUCCGCGAGGAGAACAGAAAGAACAAGGAUCCACAGGAAGCUGCUGCUGCUGAGGAAGGAGCGAGUUAUUACAACAUGGAAGCAUCCUUUGCCUAUCACGCAAAACCAACUGGUCAGUCUACUUCGGCAAAAGCACGCAAUAUGCACAUGCAACUGGUCUUCUACCUUGGAAUUCGAGGCUUGUUUGGUGUGCCGUUCCCCGUGUUCGUGGAGCUGAUCGAACUCGUCGGAACUGUCCGCAUGCGCUUUCAAAUGAUGCCCGAAGCACCUUUCAUGAAGGAUGUGACUUUCACGUUAGUCGGCAUUCCUCACGUCAGAGCUGGCUGCAUGCCAAUGUUCCGAACGGGAGUGAAUAUUCUUAACUUACCCCUAAUCUCCAACUUUGUCAACUCCGCUAUAAGUACCGCGUGUGGCAUGUUCGCAGCCCCCAAGUCAAUGACCAUGGAUCUUGGCAUGAUGUUGACAGGAGAUGAUAUCCACAAAGAUACUUUGGCUCUUGGUGUGAUGUGGAUUCGCAUUCACCGCGCUGUCGGCUUGAGUAAACAGGAUGCCCGCGGCAGCGAAGGUGGUGGCAGUGAUCCAUACAUUAAUUUGUCCUUCUCAAAAUACGGCAAGCCCAUGUAUUGUACUCGCGUGAUUACUGAUGACCUGAACCCAGUUUGGGAAGAGACUGCCGCCCUUCUUGUGACACCAGAACUGAUCAAGGCCGAUGAAAAUUUGAGCAUCGAGCUCUGGGACUCCGACCGCAACACAGCGGAUGAUAUUGUCGGCAAGGUCGAACUACCGAUCCGUGAGAUGCUUCAGCAUCCCAGUCGGAUGUAUCCCCAGGUGUCAAAGCUUCAGGGUAUGGAUGAGGGCACUGAAAUGCCCGGUCAGCUACAUUGGGAAGUUGGAUACUUCGGGAAACCAAAACUCCGCCCUGAGCUGCGCACUGAUGGCAAGAAGAAAGACCUUCCUGAUAAUCUUAAAGGUAAUCCGACUUUCGAAGACGAAAAGGGAGCUAUCAACAACGAUGAAGAGGAUGCCAUCAUGCACACACCACCUGAUCCAAUCUGGCCCAGCGGUAUUGUGCACAUUGUUGUACACCAAAUCGUCAACCUUCAGCUAGCCAACAUCAAGGGCAGUGAUGGGAACCGCAAGGGCAAGGAGUAUGAGCCGGCGAAGCCGUAUGGGGAGAACACAGAGGAGCAGGGUGAAGACCUUCCAACAAGUUAUUGUAAGGUUUUGUUGAAUGAUCAAUUGAUCUAUCGCACUCGUGCAAAGGCUGUGAGCUCCAAGCCUAUUUUCAACGCAGGAACAGAACGAUUUGUUCGCGACUGGCGGUCAGCCGUCGUGACCGUCACCGUUCGAGACCAACGCUAUCGCGAGCAUGACCCCAUUCUCGGCGUGGUUCCCUUAAAGCUAUCUGAUAUUCUCCAAACCAGCUCACAAGUGACCCGCUGGUAUCCACUCGAUGGUGGCAUUGGAUUUGGACGCAUCCGGAUUUCCCUUCUGUUCCGCCAUGUGGAGACCAAGUUGCCACCUACCAUGCUUGGCUGGGAUGUCGGCACCUUUGAAUUUGUUGGACAAAGUAUUACCGCGAAGGACUACGGUCGAAACACUAAGAUCAAGCUGCGCACCGGUGGCAGCGUUGGCAAAAUCACCCGGCACAAGUGUCAGCUGAAUGGCAGUGAUGCGGUAUUUGAUACCUCUGAUGCGACUUUCCGCGACUCACUGCGCAUGCCCGUGAAGCACCGAUACCGCUCUCCAAUUGUGUUCGAGUUCCAUAACCAGGGCAAGCGAAGCGCAGCAUCAUACGCUGUUCUGUGGCUCCAACAUCUUGUUGAUAACGAGGAAACAGAUAUCGACCUUCCCAUCUGGACAACAAAGAUGGGUGCUCGCUUGACACAAAACUACGUCACGGAAGAGAACUGGAAGGCCAAGGAAACACCCGGGCUCGAAGACUUGACGGAGGUAGGACGCCUGCAAUUCCGAUGCAAGUUCUCUCCUGGAAUUGACGAAUCGCACGAGCGUUUCGUGGUUGACAACGACUCCCGGGAGACCUUCGAGACCUGGGAAGCGUGUCUGUCACAAGGUGUCCGUUCUCGCACCGUGCAAAUUGAAGUUCCCGCAGAAGUGCAAGAAAAGCACGAGCGGUCUUUGAUCGACGGACGGGACGUGUUGAAGCAAGCCUCGCCCACUGAACGUCAUCGGUGGAUUGACCACCACGGCCAAGACUGGAGUGGUGCGUUUGGCCAAGACCCGCGUGCCUACACCGAUUCCAUCGGACGCAAGGUCGCUGAGCCUGGCCGGGACCACCCUCCCCAUGACCCAUACACCCCUCCCCCUUUGAGGGAUCACUCUGCUCAUCGAUCCAGUUCCCCAAGUGAAUAUCACUACGACGAGGACACCUCGCAAUCAGAUGAUGAACUCGAGUCAUUGUCGAAUGGACCCUCGACAGUUGGUGGCAGUACUGGAGGGCCACCUGCAUCGCAAGCCAAUAUGAGUACCAGCCAGAUCAACAGGGCGAAUAAACACAGCGAGCAGCGACAGCAACGUGGUCUCAUGCAGUGGCGACCUGCGCGGAAUGCUGCCUUUGCCAAAAAUGAGGCCAAGUAUGCGCUCCGUAAGGUGAAGAAGAAGGUCGGGGCGGGAGGCCUCACUGGUCGCGAGCCAGAUGUCGAGACGGAGACUUAA